GUCAGAAAAGAGCAAUCUUUACUCCAAAAUCAAGUUGUGUGGAUCGACCAAUAUGGUAGAUGAACAAGAUGGGUUGCUGCCAAUUGCAAACGUGGGUCGAAUCAUGAAGCAAAUUCUUCCCCAAAGAGCCAAAAUUUCCAAGGAAGCCAAACAAACAAUGCAAGAGUGUGCAACUGAGUUUCUAAGUUUUGUGACGGCUGAGGCGUCUGACAAGUGUCACAAGGAGAAUCGCAAGACCGUGAAUGGAGAUGACAUCUGUUGGGCUCUGAGUGCUCUAGGUUUUGAUAACUAUGCCCAGGCUACUAUAAGGUACUUGCAUAAAUAUAGGGAAGCUGAGAGAGACAAAGCUGCCGCAAAUGCUAACAACAACAACCAAAACAAAGCAGCAGAUAUUAUAAUCAUGAGCAGCGGCCAAGAGAUGAACGAUGUCGGAGAUCGACCCGCAAGUAUCUACAUGGCAAGUCAACAAGGCCUGCAGGUAGGGGAGCAAACCCAAACUCCAGAUUUGGAGUUUCGGAUGCUUGAGAAAGGUGACGGCACCAAGCCAUCUGUUGAUCAAGAACAUAAUUAGUUAUCAAAUAAUGUUGGAUAUGAACUGACUUAGUUACUAGUCUGAGGUGAAGUUGUUCUUUCUCCUCAAUAUUUCAUGCUUUCUUUGAUUUCCUUUUGUAUUUUCCGUUUUAUGAGAUGAAACGUAUAUAUAGUUGUGUUUUAAUUA
This is a messenger RNA of Prunus avium (sweet cherry), 718 nucleotides long. RefSeq names its product nuclear factor Y, subunit B4 (gene NF-YB4). The record is from RefSeq and is a predicted model, not a curated record. NCBI's taxonomy places the organism in Eukaryota, Viridiplantae, Streptophyta, Magnoliopsida, Rosales, Rosaceae. Gene Ontology annotation, molecular function: protein heterodimerization activity; RNA polymerase II cis-regulatory region sequence-specific DNA binding; DNA-binding transcription activator activity, RNA polymerase II-specific. Gene Ontology annotation, biological process: regulation of transcription by RNA polymerase II. Gene Ontology annotation, cellular component: CCAAT-binding factor complex.